AUGGGUUCGCUGAAGGUUGAUACGAUCCUACUGGAUUGGAUCCGAGCCGAAUGGAUGGCAGUCCAAGGAGCCCUAAACGAACGCAUAAUCCUGGCUCCAAUUUUCCAAGGUGCGAAAAAUGCAAAUAGUCCUGUGAAUGUGUGUGACCAAUUCGGCGCCACUGGCAGCAGUGGUUUGGAGCCGCCCGCGGAAAAUUCGUGCAGCAGUUUGUUCCUCCCGACUAUAACGCCCGACGGGCAGUACGUCAUGAGCGGCUGGACAGACAGCGGAAUUCACAUUUGGAAUGAAAAUGGAAACUACGUGACGACUCUGUAUGGCCACGAGGGCCCCCCUUAUAAUGUGACUUUCAACCCCAAGUGUGCCAUCUUGGCCUCAAGCUGCUUGAACGUUGCGCUGUGGCAGCCAAGCAUCUGA
Messenger RNA from Plasmodium cynomolgi strain B, 414 nucleotides. RefSeq lists its product as hypothetical. Gene Ontology annotation, molecular function: protein binding; chromatin binding. NCBI's taxonomy places the organism in Eukaryota, Apicomplexa, Aconoidasida, Haemosporida, Plasmodiidae. The record is from RefSeq and is a predicted model, not a curated record. Bases 1 to 414 code for a protein of 137 amino acids. Gene Ontology annotation, cellular component: Set1C/COMPASS complex. The transcript is spliced from 5 exons.